UGUGUUUAUUAAGGUGUUUAUUAACGCACUUAAUGCUCCUUGCUGAUGCUUUUGUAAAUCUGCUUUUGUUGUGUGAGUUAUUGUUACCAUGGACAUGACCUAACCUUUGACCCUUAUGUUAGCCCUGACUCAAUGAAUGACCCAGGAGUGAAAUAUGAAGUGUAAUAUUCCUACAUUUUGAUUGGCAGCUGUGAGACCUGUUUAAAGCUGAAAUGAAUGUGUGUGUUUAUUUAUCCAGAGUGUGUCCUACUGCUCUUUAUAUUCCCAGCUACUGAAGUACUUCAUUAUCCUGAUGAAGAGAAACAAAGCGACAGAUAAUCAGGUUUUCAUGAACAUUUUGUCAUUCUGAACAGAUGUCACAGUUGUGACAGCCAACCUGUAAAGGUUCCUCUCAGAUCCUCCAGAGCGUGUUGUCUGGUGUUUCCUAACUUCACCUCACAGCAGAAGAAAACUUUCUAACCUCAGUGACCUGAACAGCCGUGCUCAUGCAGAGGUUAGUAUCCGUGAGGCGCUGCGUGAGGUGGAGCUGUGGGCUGCUUUAGCAUGUUUCUCUCUGACUGAGUACACCAACAGCACCGGCACUCACGUCAGCCUCAUUCGCGAGUGGAGAGACGUCAUGAAUCAGGUUGGAGAUAAUUGGUGUCUGCUGCAGUCUCUGAAGGACUCACCAUAUUAUCAGCGCUUCCACGACAAGGUGUCAUUGUGGGAGACUCGUCUCACUGAUCUCGAUGACUUCCUGCAGAGCCUCAACAGCAUCCAGAGGAAGUGGCUCUACCUUGAGCCCAUAUAUGGGCGUGGUGCAUUGCCGUGAGAACCGCAUUCACAGCGUGGACCACACGAGCGGGAAUGAGAAACGCUUUGAAUAGACUGCAGGAUCAGCUACAGCGCUGUCAGAAAUCCAUCAAUGAUUUCAUUGAGGAGAAACGUUCUGCUUUCCUCGUUUCUAUUUUAUCGGCGAUGACGACCUGCUGGAGAUACUGGGCCAAGCCACAAAUCCCACUGUUAUCCAGACACAUCUGAAGAAGCUGUUUGCAGGAAACACACGCACACACACACACACACACACACACACACACACGUGCACACACACACAGACACACACAAAUACAGACAGACACACACACAGACACACAGACACGCACACACACACACACACACACACACACACACACACACGCACACAGACACACACACAGACACACACACACACAGACACACACACACACAAACACACAGACACGCACACACACACACAAACACACACACGCGCACACAAACACAUACACGCGUGCACACACACACACGCACACACAAACGAACACACACGUACACAGACACACACACACAGACACACACACAGACACAGACACACACACACACGUGCACAGACACAGACACACACACACAGACACACACACACACACACACACACAAACACACACACACUAACAGAAACACACACACGCGUGCACACACACGCACGCACAUACACAGACGCACACACAGAUACACACACGCGCACACACACGCACACACACACAAACGAACACACACACACAGACAGACAGACACACAUAUAUACACACACACACAAACACAGACAGACAGACAGACAGACAAACACACACACACUUAUGCACUGAAGUUUUGUCUGGAAUGUUUGUGUGUGUGUCUGUGUGUGUCUGUGUGUGUGUGUGACUGUGUGUGUGUGUGUGUGUGUGUGUGUAGGAAUCCACAGUGUGGACUUUGAUUCAAGCUGCUGCAGAAUCACAGCCAUGAAGUCACUAGAAGAAGAGUCUGUCCCUCUGAGGAACACAAUCACCAUCUCUAAUGAUGUAGAGGUGUGGCUCGGUGAACUGUCCUCAGAAAUGAAGGAGACGUUGAAGUUCCUGUUGUGUGAGUGUGUGAAGGCAGUAAAGGGAGGUGGCGUUGACCCCAACCGCUUCACCUCACAGAUCCUAUGCCUGGCUGAACAGAUACAGUUUACACAGGAUGUAGAAAGCACCAUUCGUGAGCAGAACCUUCACCAACUGGAGCUGGAGCUCACAGCUAAACUAGAGCACUACACCGACACAAAUGCCCGCAUAGAGUCUACAGAGUCCAGUGUGCUUCAGUUGAAGCUGAAAGCUCUGAUCCUGGAUGUGAUCCACAACCUGUCGGUGGUGCGGGAGCUGCUGGAGGUUCAGGUUCACAGUGCAGAUGAUUGGGUGUGGAAGAAACAGCUGCGUUUCUACCUGAACACUGAUCAGUGCUGCACUGGACACAUGGUGGAUGCAGUGUUUAACUACACCUACGAAUACCAGGGUAACGCCCCUAAGCUAGUGCACACUCCUCUAACGGAUGGAGUGCUACCUUACGCUAACUCAGGCUAUGAGGAUGGGUUUAGGAGGAAACCCAUAUGGGCCAGCAGGAACCGGUAAAACCGAGUCUGUUAAAGCACUCGGAGGACCGCGGGGCAGACAGGUGCUGGUGUUCAACUGUGAUGAGAUGUCACAGUUGUCACAGUUGUGACAGCCAAGCUGUAAAGGUUCCUCUCAGAUCCUCCAGAGCGUGUGGCCUGGUGUUUCCUAACUUCACCUCACAGCAGAAGAAAACUUUCUAACCUCAGUUCCAUUGCAGGCAAUGACUGCCUGAAGUCUGGAGCCCAUGGACAUCACCAGAGACUGGGUUUCCUCCUUUCUGAUGCUUUGCCAGGCCUUAACUGCAGCUGUCUUCAGUUGAUGUUUGUUCGCGAGUCUUGCCUUUAGUCAUCUACUGUUGUCUUCCGUGGACGGCCAGGCCUUUUUAUGUCGCUGAGCUCACCAUUGCAUACUAUUUUUUCUCAGAAUCUACCAUACUGUCGAUCUGGCCACUCCUAAUGUUCUCGCUAUCUUUCUGAUGGAUUUGUUUUGUUUAUGAAGCCUAAUGAUGGCCUGUUUGACUUGCAUGGAGAGCUCCUUUGAAGGCAUGAUAUAAGUUCACAGCAACAGAUUCCAAGUGAAAAUACCACACUUAGAAUCAACUCCAGACCUGUUACCUGCUUAAUUGAUGAAGAAAUAAUGAAGGAAUAGCCUACACCUGUCCAUGAAACAGCUUUUUAUUCAACUGUCCGAUUACUUUUGGUCCCCUGUAAAAGGGGGCUGGCUACUCUCAAGAGCUGUAAUUCCUAAACCCUUCCUCCAAUUUGGAUUUAUAUACCCUCAAAUUAAAGCUGAGAGACUUUCAGCCCACUGUAAAUAUACAACUAUAGCCUGAAUAUGUUUUGGUAAAUACCAAAUACCAUAGAUCAUUCAUAAUAUUUGAAAAUAUCCUAAAUGAUUGUCACACACUCUGUAUACAGUUUUACACUAUGUUUAUUGCUUUCUUUGUUUGGCCACAUCAUUAUUACAAUUUUAUACAGACAUCCAUUAAAUCCAGCUCAGUAUGAGCUUGGAUAUUAUCUUACCCUAGAUAUCUGUAUAGAUUAUCUGUAUAGUUACACAAAAUUAUAGCAAUGAUGUCAUACCAGGUGACUGUGGAUCAGCAGAACAAACAUGGGGAUGUUAGGAAAAGAAAGAGGACAGAAUAAGACUUUUAUGACUAAAUCAUGUAUUUGCACUUUUUAUGAAAAUGUUUUCUUACAUCAGACUUUUUACGUCAGACUUACGUCAAACCAGCAAGAAUGUUAAACUGAACAUAGACAGCAUUUAAAAAUGUUAGACAUUAGAGUUAUAGUGACUGUCAGUAAAUUCAUUAUAUUUGUUUAUUGGUUAUUGAAUGUAAUUUUUAUUAAAUAUAAUAAACCCC
Tachysurus vachellii is the source of this 3765-nucleotide messenger RNA. Its product is annotated as cytoplasmic dynein 2 heavy chain 1-like. NCBI's taxonomy places the organism in Eukaryota, Metazoa, Chordata, Actinopteri, Siluriformes, Bagridae. The record is from RefSeq and is a predicted model, not a curated record. Bases 1776 to 2420 code for a protein of 214 amino acids. The transcript is spliced from 10 exons. Gene Ontology annotation, molecular function: dynein light intermediate chain binding; minus-end-directed microtubule motor activity; dynein intermediate chain binding. Gene Ontology annotation, biological process: microtubule-based movement. Gene Ontology annotation, cellular component: dynein complex.